This is a messenger RNA of Thermothelomyces thermophilus ATCC 42464, 608 nucleotides long. RefSeq lists its product as uncharacterized. The transcript has 3 exons. Gene Ontology annotation, cellular component: nucleus; septin ring. The coding region runs from base 300 to 602 and encodes 100 amino acids. The record is from RefSeq and is a predicted model, not a curated record. Gene Ontology annotation, biological process: protein sumoylation. Gene Ontology annotation, molecular function: protein tag activity; ubiquitin-like protein ligase binding. Lineage: Eukaryota; Fungi; Ascomycota; Sordariomycetes; Sordariales; Chaetomiaceae.
AGGUAACUACCGACCCCGCCGCGUUCUCUAUAUCAACCAUCCAUCCCGCAACAACGACCGACAGACGUGAAGUCGGAGUUCUCCAGAGGCCCGACCAAACAGCUCGCAGCAGGGAUAGCAGCGCGCUUUCAUAUUUUUCUCUUUUUAUUCGGAACAAACAAAAGAGGCGGGUUUCUUGAAACGUAGCACAUAGGUGGCUCCUGCUGAGAGACCGCUGAUCGCCGAAGCCUCAGAGAUUCCCCUAGAGACAAGUCCAGUCGCGAGACCAAACCUUCCCUCCCCUCCCCCAAACAGCCGCGAUGGCCGACAAUGCGGAGAACGGCAGCCCUCGGCCGCCCAACCCUGAGACGGUGCCAGCCCCGAGCGAGCACCUGAACAUCAAAGUGACCGACAACAACAACGAGGUCUUUUUCAAGAUCAAGCGCACUACUAAGCUGGAGAAGCUUAUGACGGCCUUCUGCGAGCGGCAAGGCAAGGCACCCGCCUCGGUCCGGUUCCUCUUUGAGGGCCAACGUGUGCAGCCGACAGACACACCCGACACUUUGGAGAUGCAGGAUGGUGACACCUUGGAGGUUCACCAGGAGCAAGUUGGCGGCUGCUGAGCACAC